Molecule: messenger RNA, 1611 nt
Organism: Rhizopus microsporus ATCC 52813
Lineage: Eukaryota; Fungi; Mucoromycota; Mucoromycetes; Mucorales; Rhizopodaceae
Product: actin interacting protein 2
Exons: 11
Coding region: 1-1611 (536 amino acids)
Cellular component (GO): mitochondrion
Molecular function (GO): FAD binding; catalytic activity
Source: RefSeq, a predicted model, not a curated record
AUGUUCGCUUCACGUCUACGAUUGGUUUCAACAAGAUUAGCACUCCAUGGCAUAAAGCCUUUUGCUAUCAAUAAUGCUAUUAAAGUAGUAAGCACUGCUCAUAUAUCUCGCUCCUAUGCAACCAAAAGUGGGAAACAAGUUUCAUACACAGCAGACAAGUUCCCGGGUUACGUUCGUAACGAAAACUUUAAAAAGCUCACUGAACAAGACGUUGAAUAUUUUAAAACAAUUGUUGGUGAAAAUGGAUUAAUCUAUAACAACGAAGACGACCUUUUCGCUUUUAAUACAGAUUGGAUGCACAAGUUUCGUGGAAAAUCACAAUUGGUUUUGAAGCCAAAGACGACACAACAAGUAUCCGAAAUUAUGAAAUACUGUAAUCAAGAAAGAUUGGCUGUUGUUCCCCAAGGUGGAAACACCGGAUUAGUCGGUGGAUCAGUUCCAGUAUUUGAUGAGAUUGUUCUCAGUCUUCAGGGACUAAACAAAAUCCGUAGCUUUGACAGUGUAUCAGGUAUUUUGACGGCUGAUGCUGGCUGUGUGCUCGAAGUGUUAGACAACUGGUUGGCCGAAAAGGGAUAUAUGAUGCCAUUGGACUUGGGUGCCAAAGGAAGCUGUCAUAUCGGUGGUAAUAUCGCAACAAACGCUGGCGGUUUGAGAUUAUUACGCUAUGGAUCACUUCACGGCACUGUCUUGGGCUUGGAAGUUGUACUUCCUGAUGGUACAAUUCUUGACAACAUGUCUACAUUAAGAAAGGAUAACACAGGUUAUGAUUUAAAGCAGCUGUUUAUUGGAUCUGAGGGUACUAUCGGUAUAAUCACUGGUGUCUCUAUCUUAACCCCUCAUCGCUCAAAGGCUGUCAAUGUUGCCUUGUUAGGCUUGAACUCAUUUGAAGAUGUACAAAAAGCAUUCAAACAAUCACGUAUUGAGCUCUCUGAAAUAUUGUCAGCUUUUGAAUUUUGGGAUAUUAAUGCAUUACAAAUGUUCAAAAAGCACGCUACACCAAAGGAAGUGAUGCAGAAUGAAUAUCCAUUUUAUGUAUUGAUUGAAACAAGCGGUUCAAACAAGGAUCAUGACGAUGAAAAAUUAACAACAUACCUUGAGAAUAUGAUGGUCGAUGGUGUUGCUGAGGACGGUGUAGUAGCACAAGAUGAGACACAGAUACGUGAACUUUGGAGCUUGCGCGAAGGUUUUACUGAAGCACUCGGAAAGGAACCAGCUGUGUACAAGUACGACAUAUCGAUGCCUGUCCCCAAAAUUUACGAGUGUGUACAAGACAUGCGCCAACAUUUACGUAAUGGAGGUGUUUUCGGAAAGGAAGACUCACCUGUGACAGAUGUGGUUGCUUAUGGCCAUGUUGGUGACGGCAAUUUACACUUGAAUAUUGCUGCCAAUCGCCUCGACAAUCGUGUUUCUGAAUUAAUAGAACCCUAUCUGUUUGAAUGGGUUGCCAAACAUCAGGGCUCAAUUAGUGCAGAACAUGGUCUUGGUGUAGCCAAGAAUGAAUUUUUAGGGUAUUCCAAGUCUCCAGUCAUGAUUAAGUUGAUGAAGACCAUGAAAAAUAUGCUUGAUCCAAACGGUAUCAUGAACCCUUAUAAGUAUCUUCCAUCCUCAUAG